Messenger RNA from Geodia barretti, 2707 nucleotides. The record is from the annotation of a GenBank genome assembly. Lineage: Eukaryota; Metazoa; Porifera; Demospongiae; Tetractinellida; Geodiidae.
CAAAUAGCGCACGACACUUAUGACCUUUCACCCCAACCGCGACUAUAGCCAAUCCUAUAGCAGCGCUGUGAGCAACGCGAAGUGUGGCGCGCCGGAACGUAAGUUCUAUAUAGUGCCGUCAUCACGACCUCGAGUUGAGACUAGAUAAAACAGGGAAGACGGAGUGUCUGCGAUGGCCGCCAAGAGUCUGCCAAAGCAUGUUGUGCUCUGUCCUGUUGCUCUUGAACAACAAAGCAUACCACAGUACGAAAUAUUAGGGGUCUGCAGAAGUGUUUCGGAUUACGAAAAGUUAAACCGUGUUGGUGAAGGCACGUAUGGGAUUGUAUAUUGUGCUAGGGAUCUGAGGAGUGGUGAAGUAGUGGCGCUGAAAAAGAUACGAAUGGACAGAGAGAAGGAAGGGCUACCUAUAUGUAGUGUAAGGGAGAUCGGUCUCCUCAUGAAGCUCAAACAUAGGAACAUUGUAGAACUGCGUGAUGUUGUGGUAGGAAAAGAUCUGGAUAAUAUGUUUUUGGUGAUGCAAUAUUGUGAGCAAGACAUUGCAUCUCUAAUAGACAACAUGAAAGUCCCAUUUACAGAGUCUCAAGUAAAAUGCAUUAUGAUACAGCUCUUAGAUGGACUUGAGUAUCUGCAUCAGAAUUACAUCAUUCAUCGUGAUCUCAAAGUGUCUAACUUACUUCUAACUGACAAAGGCUGUCUUAAAAUUGCUGACUUUGGACUAGGUCGAUGCAGCGGGUAUCCAUCAAAGCAACUUACCCCUACUGUGGUUUCUCUUUGGUAUAGGGCACCCGAGUUGUUGUUUGGGUUAUCAACCUACACAUCAGCACUUGAUAUGUGGGCAGCUGGUUGUAUUUUUGGAGAGCUGUUAAGCAACAAGCCAUUACUUCCUGGAAAAUCGGAGCAGCAGAUGAUAGAUCUAAUCAUUAAACUGUUGGGAACACCUAAUGAAUCAAUAUGGCCAGGAUACUCAUUGCUUCCUAUGGCAAAGCAGAUUAUACUUCAAACGCAGCCUUACAACAAUCUCAAACAAAAGUUUCAUUGGCUCUCUGAUGCAGGAAGUUUACUCUUGAAUGAUCUUCUUACUUAUGAUCCUGAAAAAAGAAGUACAGGCAGAAAGUCAAGAAAGAGUUUGUAUUUCAGGGAGAAGCCUCUACCAAUAGAGCCAGCAAUGAUGCCUACCUACCCACAUUUAAGAAACACCACCCCACAAGUUCACAGAAAACUACCAGCAGAAAAGCAACCAAUGGGCAAAAUCAAAGUUUAAAGUUUAGAAUACUGAAUCUUCAUUUUAUCUGCGUUUAGUACUUUGGCAUAACUUAAAAACAACAAACAAAUAAUUGCUGGUGGAACACAAAACUAAUUGUCCACUGUUCUAGUUUCUCUUUUCGAUGAACUGUAUGAAAGAGAAUAAUCGUACUAUGCAACUUAAAGAUUCACCACUCACUUUCCUUUUGAUGAAGUGCCAAGAAUCCUUGCCCUGCAUAAAAAUAGGUUUUAAACCCCACUGCACUCUUGUAGUAGGUGGAUAAUUAACCAUCGUGGUGCAUGCGCAGCGAGGGUUAUAGUACUUGGUUUGUCUGUCCGUCUGUUACCACGUUUUCUGCCACCACGCGCAACAAACAGGUAAAAGAGCGACAUCAACGAGUUCAGCGCUACACUGGCUUUAUUUUCAAAAUGGCGAUUUCGUAAAAUUCAGAAGUUAUGGCGUGAAAAUCAAGUGAACAAGCCAAUAUGCAAAUUAGCACAGGCUUAUAUACCUAGACCGGGACCGCUUUCUCUGCGCAUCUUGAAGGCACAAGAAUGUUCCGCAGAAACACCCGCAGUAGGCGUGGUAUUAUACCGUGGUAACGGAUUGCGUCAUCAUUUUCGGACCAUAUUUGGGCACGGUUGUGCACAUGAGACAAUUAUAGUAAUGCACAGGUAUUGCCACUCCAUUGUGUGUAGUCUAAGACUUCCAUGUUUGCUCCAAUAACCAGUUUUGCAAUGCUGGUGUUCUACAGAAAUUGUCGUAACACUCUUAGAACAAACUCGUGUGUGUAAAAUUGGCAACCAUUAUUAUAGUUCUUGUGUGGGAGGCAAGUAAUGUCGUUUGAGGUAUGUACGUAGCCAUCAUCCACUGUACUACUGCAUCAUAGUCUCAGUCAUCCUUGUCUAGUCUCCUUGGUUCUUAUAUCACCUUUAUAUUAUUAUUUUUUAUUAGCAUUUUCCCAAGAUAAGAGAAGAAUAUAGGGUAUAAACUGCUCGAAACUCAGAUCAUUCAUAAAUGCAUUGCAUGCUGAAAAGCUGAGCAAGAAUGCAUUUACAACAACAUGCAUAAAGUUGGCUUUUGGGGUGACACACACUUGAUUGUCUCUUAUAUACAGACACUACACUUUACAUGUAGGUAAGAGAAUUGAACGUCAUGCAUCACGGUGCAUACACCUUGCAGUCGCAUAUUCUGCUUCCCUCUGUGCUAAUGAUUUAUACUCAGCUUCAACUGAUGAUUUUUCAGUAGAUGUAGUGUCACCCGCUGGUCUCUUCAGAAUUUUCACCUGUACAAGAGAGUCUUGAGUACAACUAAUGCAAGAGCUAUAAACAGAAAAAGUUGGCAGGGCCAGCAGCUGAAAGCACCUCUAAGAGGCAGACACCAGUCUAGCGUUAAAAAAAUCAGUGAUUGGCCACACAAAAAGGGCUAGUUCUACUAGUAGGUAGAAAACCAGAAUGGCGAGUG